Heterobasidion irregulare TC 32-1 is the source of this 357-nucleotide messenger RNA. RefSeq lists its product as uncharacterized. NCBI's taxonomy places the organism in Eukaryota, Fungi, Basidiomycota, Agaricomycetes, Russulales, Bondarzewiaceae. Gene Ontology annotation, molecular function: transcription coactivator activity; RNA polymerase II general transcription initiation factor activity; protein heterodimerization activity. Gene Ontology annotation, cellular component: transcription factor TFIID complex; SAGA complex. Gene Ontology annotation, biological process: RNA polymerase II preinitiation complex assembly; DNA-templated transcription initiation. The transcript is spliced from 2 exons. The annotation marks the transcript as partial. The record is from RefSeq and is a predicted model, not a curated record.
CCGCCCACCGCCCGCGCCGUCGCCCUCCUCCUCGCCUCCACCCCGACCGUGCACGACGCCCACCCCGCCGUCCUCCACCAGCUCCUCGAGUUCGCGAACCGCUACACCGCCCAGGUCCUCUCCGACGCGCUCAUCUACGCAGAGCACGCGGCCCGCCCGAACAAGAUCGAGCACGACGACGUCGUCCUCGCAGUCCAGGCCCGCGUCGGCUGGGAGUUCGCAGGCCGCGUCCCAAAAGAGUACACGCUCUCGCUCGCAACGCAGACCAACGCCCAGCCCCUCCCCGCCGUCCCAGAGACCUUCGGCCUCCGCCUCCCCCCGCCCGCCGAGUGCCUCACCGCCGUCGACUUCGCCCUC